UUUUACAGUGUACCUGCAUCGACGUCAGCAGCUGUACGAGAGCCAUAUACUACUAUUCUACGGUAAGAACCAACAACAACCACUAUUAGUAUAUUAGUGUAUACAUCGGUUUACGAUCGAGCCCUGCAUAUAUAGCCGGCCCAUUCGCAUACGACUUAACGCCCCUCCCUUCGCGCGUGUUUACUAUAUAGACCGCGCGCUACGUGCCCGCAAACGGGCUAAUACGCACUUCUACCUGUGCUGUCCUCUAUACCUCCCUCUCCAGGCUCCGAUGGUGCGAAUAGGGAGGGCUGCCUCGAUUUUGCCACCGAUCCACUACGCAGUCGUCGCCGAAUUUUCCUCGAAGCGGUCGCGCGCUCUUAUACAUAUAGCUUCUCUACGAAUCCGGUGCAGCCGACGCUAUAGAAAGAUGCGGCUCCUAAUUAUCGCAGUGAUCCUCGCCAUGACGUUGGCGAAGUCGUCCGAAGCCUGCUUGUCGCGACUCGGAACUCGGGGCCAGUGCAUCAGCCUGAAGAAGUGCCGACCUGUACUACAGGUUCUAAGGACCCGGCCUCCUCUCAAAGUCUACGAUGACAUCAUGAACACGCACUGCGGUUACGAUGGUAACCUUCCGAAAAUCUGUUGCGAACUGCAAGCCAGCGUCAAUACGCCGCGGCCCAGCCAGCGGCCCAGCCAGCGGCCCAGCCGGCGGCGGCCCAACCGGAUAGGGAAAUUACCGAAAAUUAGGUUCACAACAUCGAUCUGGGAGACGACCAGCACAACGUCAUCUGCACCUGCAGCCGUCGCAGGAGCUCCUCACCCGAAUCUUGACCUCCUGGACCACAAGCUCUGCGGACACAUCGCGCCCGAGUUGAGGAUUUACGGCGGGAGCGAGAGCAAACUCUUCGAGUUUCCCUGGAUGGCUCUUCUGGCCUUUGAUUCCGGCGAACAGACAUCGGACGGCAAGCCCGAUUUCCGAUGCGGUGCUACGAUCAUCAACAAGAAAUACGUGUUGACGGCCGCUCACUGCGUCACCAAUCUGCCGGAGGACUUGAAGCUCGCCGGUGUGAGGGUCGGUGAGCACAAUCUCGCCGAGAAAAGGGAUUGCGAAAUCUACGAUAACGGAGCGGCUUACAUCUGCGCGGAGAAGCACCAAGACUUCGGCAUCGAGUCUGUCCAUCCACAUCCGGAGUACGCACACAACAGAACACUCCAAAAUGACAUCGCCAUCGUUAGGAUAAACGGUACGAUGAACUUCCGUCCAGCCUCGGUCCGACCGAUCUGCCUGCCGAUCGACGCCGAUUCUCGCAAUCCAGGCUCCUUCGGCGUGGUGACCGGUUGGGGAUCUACGGAAACCGGCGCGUCCAACAGCGACGUCCUGCUAAAGGUCAAGCUGCCGAUCGUACCAGCCUCGGAGUGUCGAAACGCCUACCGGGACAAUCCGUUCGUCAGGCUCGGAGAUGGACAGAUCUGCGCCGGUAGUCUCGAGGGCAAGGACUCGUGCAGCGGGGACAGCGGUGGUCCCCUCCAGAACGCUGCCAUCUACAGAGGCGAGCCCAGAAUCGUCCAGCACGGGAUCGUCAGCUUUGGAAAGAAGAACUGCGCUGUCGAAGGAUCGCCCGGCGUUUACACCAACGUAGCGCACUACGUCGACUGGAUUCUCGAUAAUCUGAGGGCUUGAAUUCGUAUAUAGGUGUAUACAAACAGAGCGAUGUAUCGUAACGCAAUGAUACGGAUAAGAGACGUUUGACACUUUUCGUACACUGUUGCGGUUGAGCGGCAAAAAUGUAGAUAAUGGUUGAAUAAUGUAAAGGUACCACGUUCGUUCAAUUUCAUUAUCCGGCAGCUGCUGUUGUACUAUCUUAGCCGCUUAACGAUCUCGAGUGCAGAAUUCGAUUCGGAUCGGCCGAAAAGUCGUGUUUCUAUUUCGCCAAAAAUUAACAACUCUCGUUUUAUGCGUAUCAUUCGUUUCGAUCCAGUCGCCUCUCUGCGACAUUUAGAUUCAAGAGUUAGCAAACGAAUCUUUUGCUAAAUUUCGUCGUCGCCUUUUAAACGAAUUUGUUUUAAUCGAAAUGACGCAUUCGGUGUGCUAUAAAUCGAUUUCCCGAUAAGAAUCGAACUACGUUUUUUUUUUUAGAUAGGCAAAAUACCGCGUCUGUAUGUUCAGUCGUAUAGUUGCGGGCGAAAAGCUCUUCUAAAAAUAGUAAAACGUGAUAAUCACGAUGUUCUAUGCGUAGAUAAAAUUAUGUUUGAACGAAAAGUCGCUAUAUAACGAAGCAGUGCGCAUGUUUGCUUGAUUUAGCGAAUCCGAUUGAAUUAAAUAAUAAGGAAGAAUCAUUUGUAUAUAUAUAUAUAGUCACUACGAUUAAUUGGACGUGUAUCAGUGUGUAGUCUUGAAAUUGACAUGUUGAUUUGUACGCGUACAAAAGGGAAAUUUUCGAUUUUUAUAGGUAGAUGCGUGAAACUAUUUGGAUACCUAUAUCUUUUAUACUCUUGAUCUUAUAUAUUUAUACACGACGUUCGAUUAUUUAUAUAGCUUAUCGUUUUUUAAAAUAGAGUAAAAUAAUGCAAGACUGACGCUGACGAGAUAUCUACACUUAAGAGUAGCUAGAAAGUAAUUAAGUAUUUUAGUUGUUAUUGUAAAGUAUUUCAAACGAUCGUACGUAUAGGUGAUAAAGUAAAGAAAUCUAAAAAUAAUUUUGUAAAAUUUUGAUAAUCUUGAUUUGGUAACUUAAUUGAAAGUUAAUCGAUUAUUGCAUACCUAUAUGAUACACGUCAUUUGAAACACUGUUUUCCUCUUGACAAUGUUUUCCACUUGUUAUACGCGAUAUAUUUAGAUAAUAGUAUUUUCUUGGUAAUUUACAGAGAUGUUAACUACCCUGAUGCGAUUCGAGUCAAAGUAUUUUAGACCCCGCGUACGACAUCAAUCAUACGUAUGAAAUUAUAUGAUGUAUAUCGAAGGAAAAAGUGCGUAUAUUAUGUAUAUUUAUGCGGUGAUAUAAUAAUAAUAAUGAUGUAUAUAGACAGACGAA
Nasonia vitripennis (jewel wasp) is the source of this 3011-nucleotide messenger RNA. Its product is annotated as CLIP domain-containing serine protease 14D. The record is from RefSeq and is a predicted model, not a curated record. Gene Ontology annotation, biological process: proteolysis. The transcript has 4 exons. NCBI's taxonomy places the organism in Eukaryota, Metazoa, Arthropoda, Insecta, Hymenoptera, Pteromalidae. Bases 272 to 1660 code for a protein of 462 amino acids. Gene Ontology annotation, molecular function: serine-type endopeptidase activity.